AUACAGCGGUGGCGGCGAUCGCCUGUCUGCGACACCUCAAGACAAAUUAUGAAAUAGUGUGUAAAAUAUUUGCAGUUUCUUAGUGAAACUCUUGUUUAUAUAGUAUAAUACUCUAGUCACGCAUGGUCGCAAGUCCUAUACAAGCAAUGGUGAAGUGUGUGGUGUGAAACUACUCAGGAAGUGAUAUCUCAAAGUAACGGAUGUUUUACUGAUAAGACCCUUGGACUUUUUGUCAUGACUACAAUGCAAGGAUGUAUAAGUGGACAGGAAACCCCGCUGGACGACCUCCCAUCAUGGAAACGCGAAUUGAUCCUUCGGAAGAGAGCCAAUGUGAGAAUGCAUGGAGGAUUUGGUCUUCCGACUCCCACCCCUCCGAUGGCGGGUCGUGGACGAGGCUCGCUGAGUGGCCGCGCCCAGCCCUCGUCAUCCUCGCUGAGUGGCCCCCACCAGGCGGUGUCACGCUCGCUGAGUGGGCCGCCCCCCUCCCACCCCCACCCGCCGACCCAUGCGAACAGCAACGCGGUCAGUUCACGUUUGGACGGUGUUCGUGCGAGUGGCGGUAGUGGUGGUGAGAGAAAUGAGAACAAGAAAUAUGCUGUAACGAGUGAGAUAUCGAGUGCCAACAUAGCCAGCAACAUGCAUCAUAAGGGCUUGAAUGAUGAGGGCCCUCGGGUAUCCUCGCCCACUUAUUCUUCGUACAGUGAUUCCUUCGGGCAGGAAGAAGACGAGGAACUUAGUUAUGGCCCGGGCAUUGUGUCCAAACUUAAGAACCGGUACAUGAGCCUUGCCAUGAGAGAGAGCCGCGCCCGACCUUCUUUGCGGCGGUUCAGCUCCCUUGAGGACUUGUUAGACACUGAGCCCCGUGGGCCGUGGCAGGAGCGUGGCACCGCGGAUGUCAAGGCCCGCGCAGUGCCAGAAACCGCUGCCACACACAGACGGGAUGUGAUGAAAAGAGCUCGUUCUGUGGACUCACUGAGCAGUAGGCUAACCGAGGAGGUGGGUAGGGGCAGAAGCGCGGGUCUGCCCAAAAGCAAGUCAGCAACCAGUCGCCUGCAAUCUAGUCUAUGUGCAUUGGGCAAGGAUGACGUCAUCAUCAUAGAGACGACCAGACCUGUUGGCAAAGAGCAGAAGGCAGUGAACGGCGGUGCCCGGACGGUGGAUGCGGGGGAGCCGCCUCCUCUCACCCGCAAGCUGUCGUCCUCCAGCCUGGCCGAGGACGAAGAGAUGCCGCCUCCCGACACAGUGCGGCAGGUCAAGCGGAUGUUCGAGCCCUUGGCAGGGCGCCCCUUGCGUGGUGCUGCCGCCCGCGUGGCCGCCCACAAAGCCCAGCAGGCCUCCAAGACCAAUGGCAUCAGCCCCGUGGCCAAGCCCGCCCUCAAAGCCAAGCCCUCGGUGGUGCCCCCAGGCAAGGUCUCCUCCCCGACCUCCCCCUCGCUGCCCGUCACGAUCGAGGAGGCCAAGUCGUCCCUGCGGCAGGUGGGCCAGGUGAAUCGGGCGUCCCCCAGGCCCACCCUCAGCGUGCGGGCCACCGCUCAGAACGGCGACGCGGGCGAAGGGCAGAACGGCGUGCAGGAGAGAGCAGGUGUGGCCAGGGUGCGGCCCGGCCUGACCCCCGUCACCGCUUCGGUCACAGCUCCUCUGGUGAACGGCGAGCCCGGGAUUGCCCUCGCCCACACCCACGGCGAAAGUGGCAGUGCGCACGAGGGCGUGAAGAGGGUAUCCCAAACAGCUGUGUCCAACAUCAGAAAGGAGAGCCACUCUCAGGAAUUCAACUUCACUGCUGCCACUCGACCUGCUGGCAACUCGCAGUCAGGGCUGCAGGCGGCCAGGCCCUCCUCCCCCACGCCCACGCCCCUGCCCGCCUCGCCCGUGGCCUCGCACAGAGUGCCCACCCACUCAGCCUUCAGUAGUAAGGCAGACAGGGCACAGGAGAGUGAUCGCGUCCUACAGGAGAACCUCAAGAACGUGGAAAAGUCGCGGCCGCAGAGACAGCAACAGACUGCCAAAGUGGAACCUCCUGCGAGGUUAGAGUCUAAGGUUGAACCCUUGAAAGAAACCAAAGUCGAACUUGUGAAACCUACCCCUACAAAAGUAGAUCCUGUGAAACCUACUCCUACAAAAGUGGAUCCCGUAAAAUCUACUCCAACGAAAGUGGAUCCCGUGAAACCCGCUCCCGAAGUGGAGCAGCCCCCUAAGUGGUCCCCUAAAAAAGUGGCCCCCCCCAAAAGCGAAUACCCCCAGUCCCCAGUGCUCAGCAAGCCCUCUCCCGCCGACGAGCUGGUGCGGUCCUCGGGCAAGGGCUCGCUGGUGGAGGCCGUGAACACCUCCAACAAGCAGGCCUCCACCAACGGCGCGGGCGGCCUCUCCACGCCUCCCCUCAAGACGGCAGGACUCAGGGACAGGUGGCACCAGCAGGAGAACAACACCAUCGUCUUCAACUUCACCGCCAGUAAGAAAACCACUCCGGACUACAUCGAGAACGAUGGCGUCGACCUGUCCAAACGGAGACCUGAGGUGAGUAACAGCAGCGAGAAGAGAAAACAAGGCGGCGGAGUGACGUACAGUAAGACUAAAGACCCAGUGUUUGUUUGGGGGAAAUGAACGGAAAUCUCCUCGUACGCAGGAAGGGAGGCUGCUGCUCUACUUCGCUCAUUACCGGUACUUUCGCUGAAAGUCGUCUUUUGUGGAGGGAGGGCGAGAAG
This is a messenger RNA of Penaeus indicus, 2702 nucleotides long. RefSeq names its product proteoglycan 4-like. The transcript has 2 exons. Bases 235 to 2601 code for a protein of 788 amino acids. Lineage: Eukaryota; Metazoa; Arthropoda; Malacostraca; Decapoda; Penaeidae. The record is from RefSeq and is a predicted model, not a curated record.